AAGCGCGCGCGCGCACACACGGAGAGAGAGAGAGAGAGAGAGAGAGAGAGAGAGAGAGAGAAGCAGGGGUGGACUAAAGGAGAUGGAGCCCGCCAUGAAAUUGUAUAAGUAAGUUUGACAGAAUUUUAUAACGUAAACAUAUGUAGAGCCGGCUUUGUUGUGGUGUAGUUGUUUCUUUGUAGCUUAACAAGACAAGCAACCCCUUUCUGGGUUAAUCAUUAUCAUUAGCUGUAAAGAUAUAAUCAUUAGCUGCAAAUAGUUCAAUCUCAAUCCAUCGAUCGUAAUUGCUAUGAAAGUUUGUAAUUGGUGUAGAAGUUUGUAUUAGAACUUUCUUCUGUUAACUCUCUUCUGUUCUAAUCUUUCACCAAUUUUAGGGGUUCUGAUUAUUGAAGAAGUAGAAGAAGAAGGAGAGAGAGAGAGAGAGAGAGAGAGAGAGAGAGAGAGAGAGAGAGAGAGAGGCUGGAUUGAUUCAUUUGAAUUGAUUCCAGCAAACCCUCCGAAUUGGUUCGCAAAAUUUAGGGUUUUUGUUGGCGGGAGAGAGAGAACUUAUGACAGCUUUCAGCUGUGAAGUUAAAGUUGUGUAUGCAGGAAGAUUUACAGAAUCUGGGUAAUAUGAUGUUUGGGUGGGUCUAAAGGGUGAAAUUUACUGAAAAAGGGGAGUUUUAGAGAGAAAAUUGGGGCUUGCUACUGUGAGAGGAGUUUUACGAUUUUUCCAUGGCUGUGGUGAGUCGUCUACCAUUGAUACCACAAGAAAUCAAUCCAAUAAGAUACCCCGGAACCGAAAUCUCCGAAAUGAUGGCUAGUGGGAGUGAAAUCGUGGAGGAAUCACCACCGCAACCGGUUCAAGUUGUCGAAGAGAAGAUGUAUAUCGCGGUGGGAAAGGACAUCAAAGAGAGCACAUCGAUUCUUAUUUGGGCAUUGCGUAACGCUGGUGGAAGAAAGAUAUGCAUCCUUCAUGUUCAUGAGCCUGCUCAGAGGAUUCCCAUGAUGGGAACCAAAUUUCCAGUAAGCCAACUGGAACCGCAUCACGUCAGGGCAUACCGCGAGGUUGAGAGGGAAGAUAUGAAUAAGCUUCUGCGAGAAUACAAAACAAAGUGUAGCCGCGCAGGGGUAGUAGACGAACUACACAUUGAAAUGAACUCUAUUGAGAAGGGUAUUGUGGAACUCAUAAAUCAGCAUGGUAUCAGGAAGCUUGUUAUGGGAGCAGCAGCAGACAAGCAUUACUCAAGGAAAAUGGUGGAGCCAAAAUCUAAGAAAGCCAGAUAUGUGCUCCAACAAGCACCUAUGUUUUGUCACAUUUGGUUUAUCUGUAAAGGCCAACUAGUUCACACAAGAGAAGGUAGAUCGGAAGGACUUAGCGCUAGUCCAAACUCUGAAACUGGGCAUCCUAGAAACUGGAGAUCACAAUCCGCUGCAGAACUGACAAUUGAUCCGCACAAGCUCACCAGUUCAUGUCCCAACAUGCGCAGAGUCUCAACUUUUUCCUCUGAUGACUCCAGAGGGGAAACUCCCCGCAGCAGUUUGGGUGCAGAGGAGAGUUCUGUUGAUUCGGAUGAUAUUUCAAGGAGUCCUUCUCGUACUUCACGUACAUCAUCUUCUUCUGUUGACAUGCCUGAUGGUUUAGCUUUGAUCCCAGUUUCGUGCAAAGAGGAUCAUCAUCAAUUGUCAUCACCUCCCUUUGUAUUGGAAGGACGUAUGAAUGACGAACUUUAUUAUCAGCUUGAACAAUCCAUAGCAGAGGCAGAGACUUCUAGGCGAGAGGCCUUUGACGAGUCAAUGAGGCGUCGUAAAGCUCAAAAAGAUGCCAUUGAUGCUAUCCGCAGAGCUAAAGCAUCGGAAAACUUAUAUGCCGAGGAACUAAGACAAAGGAAAGAAGUUGAGGAAGCACUAGCAAGGGGAAAAAUAGAACUUGAACAGAGGAAGCAGCAGGUGGCUGAAGUCAUGGAAGAACUCCGUAUUGCCCUCGAACACAAAUCAUCUAUGGAGAGCCAGAUUGCAAACUCGGAGCAAAUGGUAAAAGAUUUGGAACAGAAGAUGUUCUCUGCUGUGGAACUGUUGCAAAAGUAUAAAAAGGAACGAGAUGAAUUGCAAAAGGAGCGUGACAAUGCGCUUAAAGAAGCAGAGGAGCUGAGGAGAGAAAAAGCAGGCGCGACUGCAAAUAGACUUGCACCUGAGUUUUUCUCUGAGUUCUCUUUCUCCGAAAUCGUAGAAGCGACUUCCAAUUUUGACCUAUCCUUAAAGAUUGGGGAAGGGGGCUAUGGAAAUAUUUACAAGGGUCAACUUCGUCACACUCAAGUUGCUAUAAAGAUGCUGAACUCUAAUAGCAUGCAAGGCCCCUCAGAGUUUCAACAAGAGGUCACUGUUUUGAGCAAGUUGAGGCAUCCAAACCUUGUCACGCUCAUCGGAGCUUGCCCAGAAUUUUUCAUUCUCGUCUACGAGUAUCUUCCCAAUGGAAGCCUUGAAGAUCGACUCUGUUGCAAGGACAACUCUCCUCCACUCUCAUGGCAAACUCGAAUCCGCAUUGCAACAGAGCUUUGUUCUGUUCUCAUCUUCCUCCAUUCCUGCAGUCCCCACAGCAUAGUUCACGGUGACCUAAAACCAGCGAAUAUUCUCCUAGAUUCCAACUACGUGAGCAAACUCAGUGACUUCGGAAUAUGUCGUAUACUUUGCCAAAACCAAUUCUCGAGCAACAACACCACACCUUCUUGGAUAACUGAAACUCCAAAGGGCACUUUUUCGUACAUGGAUCCUGAGUUCCUCACAACAGGAGAAAUUAGUCCAAAAUCGGAUGUUUUCUCAUUCGGGAUCAUAUUAUUGCGGUUAUUGACUGGAAGACCAGCCUUGGGGAUAACCAAGGAAGUAAAGUAUGCGUUGGAUAAAGGGAACUUAAAGAACUUGUUGGAUCCAACGGCUGGGGACUGGCCUUUUGUGCAAGCCCAGCAGUUGGCUCACACAGCAAUGUGGUGCUGUGAGGUGAACCGUCAGAGCCGGCCAGAUCUUGCCUCGGAUGUGUGGAGGGUGCUUGAACGAAUGAGAGUGUCGUGUGGGGUCCCACCAUUUCUGAUGAACUCCGAGGAGGAUUGCCAGAUUCCACCGUAUUUUAUAUGUCCUAUUUUCCAGGAAAUCAUGCAAGAUCCACACGUAGCGGCUGAUGGAUAUACGUAUGAAUUGGAGGCUUUAAAAGGAUGGCUGGACGGGGGACACAAUACUUCACCCAUGACAAAUCUCAAGCUUCCACACUGCAAUCUUGUGCCCAAUCGCGCUCUCCGGUCUGCAAUUCAGGAGUGGCUGCAACAACGAUGAAUGAACUAAUUCUACCUGGUUUCACAUUUUUUGUUCUCACAAGUUGCAUAUAGUCUCUUUUUUUUUUUUGACAUCCUGCAUUAUAUUCUCAUGUACAUUACGCAUUUUCCAUAGAUUUGAUAUCAAAUCAUAGCAUUCAGUGUUUCCCAGAGGCUGGUCUUGUAACCUCUGAUGACAGUACUGUUGACUAUGUUGGGUUCGGAAUCCAUGGAGUCAAGUAAUUUAAGCUGGGUUGUCUUCGUUUCA
Rhododendron vialii is the source of this 3549-nucleotide messenger RNA. RefSeq names its product U-box domain-containing protein 33-like. Gene Ontology annotation, molecular function: ubiquitin-protein transferase activity; ATP binding; protein kinase activity. Gene Ontology annotation, biological process: protein phosphorylation; protein ubiquitination. The record is from RefSeq and is a predicted model, not a curated record. The coding region runs from base 715 to 3303 and encodes 862 amino acids. The transcript has 9 exons. NCBI's taxonomy places the organism in Eukaryota, Viridiplantae, Streptophyta, Magnoliopsida, Ericales, Ericaceae.